Messenger RNA from Nomascus leucogenys (northern white-cheeked gibbon), 5175 nucleotides. Its product is annotated as golgin subfamily A member 8M-like. Lineage: Eukaryota; Metazoa; Chordata; Mammalia; Primates; Hylobatidae. Gene Ontology annotation, biological process: Golgi organization; spindle assembly. The record is from RefSeq and is a predicted model, not a curated record. Gene Ontology annotation, cellular component: Golgi cis cisterna; cis-Golgi network; Golgi apparatus. Gene Ontology annotation, molecular function: protein binding.
GAGUAUUUUGUAAAAACUGUAAAGGAGGAUGUGGCUGUAGGGGCUGACAGUUCUCAUGAGUAUUACUGCUCUUCUUUCCCACAGUUUAAAGAAUAUUGGCAGAGAAAGAGCCGUAGAGUUACAGCAGGAGAGAAGAGGAACAGGAAAACAAAUGGCAGUAUCCCUGAGACAGCCACUUUUGGUGGUUGCCAGUCACCUGGGGAUUCAGCAACAGCUUUCCACGGAGAGGGCCCUACAUCAUCGGCUACCCUGAAGGAUCUGGAGAGCCCGUGCCGAGAACCGGCAGUAGUCUGGGAUUCAAGGUCCGUAAAAGUCAAUGAACUGAAGAACACCAUCGAAUCUUUGAAACAACAGAAUAAAGACCUGGAACAUCAACUGGAAGAAGAAAAGAAAGAAAACAAGAAGAGACACCAGGCCGAAUGGAGGCUAAAAGUUCAAAUCACGAUAUUGAACACAGAGAAAAAUGAGCUCCACACGGACCUGUGUCACACAAAAGGUGUUCUCAGACACUUUGAAGAAGAGUCCAAGGAUCUGGCAGGCCACCUGGAAUGUUCAUCGCAGUGCAUAGGAGAGUUGGAGCAGGCUCUCUCUGCUGUCGCCACCAAACAGAAGAAGGAUAUCAGUUUCUCGAGCCGCAGUAGAGAACUUAGCUGGUGGCGGUUAAAGAAAUCCACAGAGGAGAAGGCACGGCUGAAAACACAGCUAACACGGUUGAAGGAGUUGCAGACCCAAGUCCAAUUAGAACGAGAUCAAUAUGCUUGCCAAAUAGAAGGAGAGAGGGCCCGGUGGCAGCAGAGGAUGAGCAAAAUGUCGCAGGAGAUUGACACCUUGAAAAAGUCAAAAAAUCACUAUACGCAUCGGGUAGUGGAGCUGCAGUCCAAACUCAAAAAUCAGAUGGCUGAACCCCUGCCCCCGGAGCCCCCAGCAGUGCCCUCUGAGGUGGAGCUGCAGCACCUGAGGAAGCAACUCGAGAGAGUGGCAGGAAAGCUCCAGGCCCAGGUCGAAAAGAAUCAGCGCAUAAGUCUCCUGAACCGGGUCCAAGAAGAGAGGCUUCAGAAGCAGGAGGAGAGGCUCCAGGAACAGCAGGAGAGGCUUCAGCAGCUGGCCAAGCCACAGAGCGUCUUCGAGGAGCUGGAGCGCCUGGAAGCUGCCAGCAAGCAGAACCAGCAGCUAACAGCCCAGUUGGGCCUCAUGGCUCUCCCUGGGGAAGGAGAUGGAGGAGAACCUCAGCCCAUGCCGAGCGUCCCAGAGGACCUGGAGAGCGGGGAGGCCACGAGCAGCUUUAUGGACCACCUGGAGGAGAAGGCAGACCUGAGUGAGCUGGUGAAGAAACAAGAAAUACGAUCCAUCCAGUACUGGCGAGAGAGAUGCCAUCAGAAAACCCAUCACCUUUUAACAGAGCCAGGGGGCCAUGCCAAAGAUGUGGCACUGGGAGGAGGAGAUCAUGAGGCUGGCCCAGGACAGGGAGGAGAUGAAGGUGAAGCUGCUGGAGCUGCAGCAGAUGGUAUUGGGGCCUGUGGCGACGACAACAAUGGGCACAGAAAAUUCCUGGCCGCUGCCCAGAACCCUGCUGAUGAGCCCGGUCCAGGAGCCCCAGCCCCCCAGGAGCUUGGGGCUGCAGACAAGCAUGGUGAUCUUUGUGAGGUGAGCCUCACCUCCUCUGCGCAAGGAGAGGCCAGGGAGGGUCCUCCCUGUGACAACCCUACUGCACAGCCGAUCGUGCAGGACCACCAGGAGCACCCAGGCUUGGGCAGCAAUGGCUGUCUUCCAUUCUUUUGCUGGGCUUGGCUGCCGAGAAGAAGGAGAUAAACAUCAUCAUCAUCAAAGAGCUGGCCAAGAAAUUUUUAAAUAAGAAACCAAGUUAUGGGGUUAAUCUCCGACACAAUUCAUUUAGUUCAUUUGAAUGUUAGAGCCACUCAUGAUUAUUUGUGUUUCUAUUUUAUAGUUUAAGUUUAUUUGUAAAAUGUUAAAAGAGAGUGGGUCUCUGUGGCUUUCACUGAUGUUCACUCUGGCAUCCUUUAGUAUUUUUCUCUUUUAAUUUCAUAAUUGUAGGUCAUUAGCAUGCAUAUCAAGUUUGCCCUUAUGUGGUGGGAGUUCAAACACGCAAAGACCCACUCUUUGCACAAAACUGUUCUCAUUGGUUUGGAAUAGGCUGCCAUGCUUUUUUAAUGUUAUUGCAGCAUGUAUAUUCAUUACAGAAUUCAGAUAAAAUUUGCCUAUGUUCUGCUAGUGUUUGAUCUAAAUCACAGUGAGCUCUUCAUUAGCUCAAUAUGUGGUCUGCCCCCAAGUGUGCACUGUUUAUUACUUUGUAAUAUGUCACUAUGAGUACUGACAUUUAGAGCUGUUCAAAGGCCGAGAACUGGAAACAGCCUUUCCUCCAUUUUCUGUGUAUUGGUGAUGGGAGUCAUAACCUUUUGGGGGAGCUUUUUAAAUCUCACAGAAGAGGAAAGUGGCCUGCUCUGGCAGGUAUGUGCAGGAUAGAGUGUGUUUCAUCUGUCCCGGUGCCAAGAAUUAGCGCUGUAUUAUGGUGGUUCCCUUAGGAUUUGUAUGUGCUCUGGGCUCAUGAAGAUACUGCAUCAUGAGCUGCAGCAGUUGUACUCUUUUUCGAAGACCUAAAAAAGGAUGAUUUCUGAGGAAUGAAAGGUUCCCAUCAUUGACUGUGGAUGUGGAAAACCUUUCCUAGCUUAGAGCAUUUGUAUCUAUAAUACGUUUUAAAGUCAGAGUUCAUGUUACCUGUUUAAAUCACAUGACUACAUGCCUCAGUACACAAAAGGGCACUGGUUGGCAUUCUUCUUAAUGUAUUUAGUGAAGAUCAUAAGAAAUCCUUUACGAGUUCAAAUGUCCCUGGAACAGGCAUACAGGCUCUAGCCAAGAAUGAAUUAGAGUGAAGGAAAGCUGUGUGACGCCUGGCAUUCCUCUCUGUUCACGGAGCUUCUUUCAGGCUUGAAGACUGAUUUUACCAUCUAGACCUCUCUGGCUAAUACCUAUUCUUCAACCACCUUGGUUACUCUGACAUAGGAAUUUACUUCUUUUUGAAUGGAAAACACUUUAAAAAAUAAUAAGAAACAUUAUUAUAAACUAAUACGUGUGAGAGUACUUAGUUGAAACAAAAAGGAAUUUUAGUAGACAGUAUUAUACUAUCUUUGAAAAUCAAGGAGGUUUAUGAAACUUAAAAUGUUUACAAACUGCAGUGCAAUCUACUGUUUGUGAACGUCGAUGUAUUAUCAGGAAACGUGUCUAUACAAUCACACAGUUAUAUUUUCUCACAAACUUCUUUACAAAGAGUGAAAUAUGUUUCUGUACCUCUCGGUUUCAGUUAGGGACAUGUUUUGUGCAAUAUUUAUGUGACUGUGCCUAUGCGUGAUGAAUGAAUGCAUUUCAGUCAUAUAUUGCCUAAAUCAAAACUUGAUGAUGCUUGGGAAAGACUCAACAGUUCAAACUUCAUGAAGUUCUAAUGUCUGUGUUCCAGAACACAUCACAUUAUUAGGAGGUAGGGAGAUAUGUAUGUGUUCUCCCUGGGGUGGGGAUUUCUAGUUACUAGACCAUCUCCAGAUUUAGCGUUUGGCAUCCUCCUGAUACUUCUAUGACAUUAACAGGAGAGCAACAAUAUGAUUUAACCAAUGGAAUAACAGAUUUGCCGGCAUUCACUGAACGAGGGCAAAUAUUCGGUCCUUGUGACUUCAACUGACUCUUCCAAAUUUUAUGAAUGUAUCAAUGUAUUAGAUAAACCCAGUUUCAGAAUGAUAAAGAAAAAAUGUUAGACCAAAUAAUGCGGCUAAUUAAGAGUGGUACAAUUUCUAGCCCGUGGGUUUAAAAUGCACUUAAAGUCCUGUUCUUGCCUUUUAUUUUCUGAACUUGCCGCUUUUGCAUUCUUUGAGUUCAGUUUAAAGACAGUUACUUUAAGAGCAUUUUAAACCCUCGGGCUAGAAAUCAGACCGCUGUUAAUUAGCCACAUUAUUUGGUCUAACGUUUUUUCUUUUAUCAUUCUGAAACUGGGUUUAUCUAAUACAUUGAUAAAUUAUUUCAAAGGUACUUUUAUCUUUGAAAUCACUUCACUUUUACCGUGAUAAAUAUCAGUGACUAGGAAUGACCUUCAGAUAGCUUUUAGCAUCUGUAACCAAUCUGACAAUAAUGUGUUCAUCAGGUGCCUAUGGAUUAAAUCACACACUGGCAUAUUUAAACUGAAGGUCAGUCUGGAAAAUAAAUUUACUAUAUUGACUGAAAUACCACUCUUUGUGUAGGUAUUUGUCAUAUAUUUAAGAAAAAGCUAAAAAGAAUGGAAAUUGUAUGAGAAUAACUUAAGUCUUUCUUCAAAGUGCAUGCCGUCUUUUGCGAUACCUCAUUCAGCCGAGUAUUUGUGCUCUUCCUCAUUCAGUGUAAGGCAGCUCUCAGUUUGCUUAGAAGGCAACAUUGGAUGGUUAAGAGUUCAUCAGAAACAUAGAAUUUUAAAAUGUGAGUUGCACUGAAUACAUUUUAGUUUCUGUAGGAAAAUCAAAACACCUAUUUAAAGACUGCAGUAUGUAAUAAUUAUUUUAAAAGUAUUUGAUUAAACCUGAUAGAUUUUCCAGAAAUGAAAAAAUAUCAGCUGUAAACCCAAAGCUGAAUUUUAGAAAAUUUGAAAAUGUAAAUCAGUCCUAUCCAUAAUAUAGUUUCUCUAAAACUUUAUCUUGAAGAGUUAUUUUAAAAUAAUAUAACUAUUAAAAAAUGUAACUGCUAUCUUAAUGUUCUGAAAUAAGUUAAAACAUUUUAAAAUAUGAAUACUGUAGUAUAAGAAAAAGAGACGGUGGGAAGGAAAAGCAGAGAAAGAAAUGCCAAUUCCAGUCCAAAGCUUUAUUUGCCAAGUUUUCUUAGAAUGAAUUUUACUAAUUUAUGAAUUCUUGUAAACAGAAUGUGUAAUGGAAAUACUGAAAGAUUUUUUCCCUAGAGUGGCAUUAUUGACUGCUGGUGUGAUGCUACUGUAAUGUAAUAAAUUAUUAAAUUGUUUCAAAGUGUUGUUUUUGCCUUAAAAUUUUAUUUUGCGUUUCCUGAAAACUAUAGUAUUAAAGGUAUUGAUACUGUGCAAAUGCUGGGCAUGCUUGCCAUGAGAUAAUGUGUUUCAUUUUUACAAAAUUGUAAUAUAACUAUGCAAGUGUUUAUUAAAAGAACACAAAAUAAAAAAGUUAUGGGAUUAAAAAA